GCACGGUCAAGCUCUGCGCCAUGGCAGCCCCACUCUACCAGACCGACAGCGGCCGCCUCUACCACGCCGGUCAGAUCCUUCUCGUCUUCGUCGGCCUCCCCGCUCGCGGCAAGACGCAUGUUUCGCGCAGCGUCGAGCGGUAUCUGAGGUGGCUGGGCGUCAGGACCGAGGUCUUCUCUCUCGGCGACCACCGGCGUCGCAUGCUCGGCCCGUCUGCCAACCUGCCGCCUGACUACUUUUCGCCCGACAAGCGCUCGCCCGAGACGGACGAGCUGCGCACAAAGAUCCGCGUCACGCUCGAGGAGGAGGUCGCACGCUACUUCAAGGACAACCUCGGUCAGGUCGCCAUCUACGACGCGAAUAACGGCACCAAGGCGGCACGGAUAGCUUUGCGGCAGAAGUUCGAGGCGCAGGGCGUCAACGUCUUCUUCAUCGAAAACAUCUGCGACCGAGAAGACAUCGUCGAGGCCAACAUCCGCUCUGUCAAGAUCAGCUCGCCGGACUACCAGGGCUGGAACCCGGACGCGGCGGUCAAGGACUACAUGCGGCGCAUCGCGAGCCACGCGACCCGGUACGAGACGAUGGAGACCUCGGGCGGCCCGUUCGUCAAGAUCUACAACAUCGGCGAGCGCCUCGUCGUCAACAACAUUCGCGGCUACCUCCAGUCGCGCAUCGUCUUCUUCCUCAUGAACGUCCACCACAAGAAGCGCACGAUCUGGUUCGCAAAGUCGGGCCAGUCGCUCAUCGAGCACUCGUUCAAGGCCGACUCGGACCUGUCGCCGCAAGGAGAAGAGUACGCGCGCAAGCUCAAGGACUUUAUCAUCGCCAAGCGUCGCGAGCUGCUCAACGAGCGAGUCGAGGGAGGCGAGCCGGCGCACGAGCGGAGGCUCACUGUCUGGACGUCGGCGCGCCGUCGCUGCAUCUCGACCGCGCGCCCCAUGGCCGAGCUCGGGUACAAGGUCAUCCAGCGGCAGCAGAUGCACGAGCUCAACCCGGGCGACGUCGACGGCCUCACGGUCGCCGAGAUCAAGGAGAAGUUCCCCGAAGAGUACAAGCGCUCCGAGACGGACCCGUACGCGCACCGGUACCCGAGGGCCGAGAGCUACCACGACUUGAGCGUCCGACUCGAACCCGUCAUCCUCGAGCUCGAGCGCGAGCCGGCCGACAUCCUCUUCAUCGGCCAUGGCUCGGUCAUUCGCUGCAUCAUGGCGUACCUCCAGGGCAUGUCGCCGAACGAGAUCCCCAAGGUCGAGCUGCGACGGGGCGACAUCGUCCAGGUGACGCCGAGCGCCUACGGCGUCACCUUCGUCAACCACUUCUUCUGGCAGUGAGUCGCCGUCUCUCUCUCGUAUGUGCCGUGUAGAUACCCUCCCUGGGGACUGUAAGAGCCGUUGCCGUUGUCCCUUG
Molecule: messenger RNA, 1407 nt
Organism: Rhodotorula graminis WP1
Lineage: Eukaryota; Fungi; Basidiomycota; Microbotryomycetes; Sporidiobolales; Sporidiobolaceae
Exons: 14
Coding region: 21-1331 (436 amino acids)
Biological process (GO): fructose metabolic process; fructose 2,6-bisphosphate metabolic process
Cellular component (GO): cytosol
Molecular function (GO): ATP binding; fructose-2,6-bisphosphate 2-phosphatase activity; 6-phosphofructo-2-kinase activity
Source: RefSeq, a predicted model, not a curated record